CGCCAGACACGGGAAGUGCAGCGAUGGGCAGGCAAUAGGCAUCAGCACUGCUGGCCAUUGUGCAUGCAUCUAUCUAUACGUACACACAGCUCAUCCACACUGCAUGAACAUACAAUCAUAUUGCCACAGCUAGCUGAAUCAUUCCUGCUGCUGCUCGUCUCCUGUAUACGCAGCUCCAUGACUCUUCCCUGUCGAUAUCCAGGUCCCUGCUGUUGGCAACAAAUCUCCCGUUCCGGGCGCUGAUCGUCAGCAUCACCUCCUUGUUGGCCCGUUGUGUUGACACAUCGGUCUACUGCUGGCUGCCUUAGCUUCCAAUAUACACGCAUACUUUGUGUGUGCAAGUGUGUUGACGGACUUGCUGCCUUGAAAUCCCUGCUACAUUAUUCAACCAUCCGGUCCGGUCCCCGCAAAACUAUAUUCUACGGCAGUUUUGUUUACUCGGUUCCGGUGGAUGCUGUCGGAGUGUGCGCCACUGCGCAGGGCCGUGGUCAGCACAGGAGUAUAUAUGCGUCCAUAGAAUUAACGACUACCCCCGUCGGAUCACAACGACCGGGAGAGACCCCUGGCCAGCAUGCGCUGAAUAAAUAAGCAAGUGCAGAGCCGGAUGGAGUAGCGCGCUGCACGAGCCAUUUUGCUCUUUCUCACAUCUGUGUCUGCCAGUUGCCGACCACAUAUAAAUUACACCCGGUCGGGCAUGAUGUCGGUGGGACGGCCCGGUCAAGUGCGUGGUGGUGGGCGACGGGACGGUGGGCAAGACCUGCAUGCUCAUCUCCUACACCACCGACAGCUUCCCCGGGGAGUACGUCCCCACCGUAUUCGACAACUUCUCCGCGGCGCUAAAGGUGGACGACAUCUUGGUGAACCUGGGGCUGUGGGACACGGCCGGCCAGGAAGACUACGACCGGCUGCGACCGCUCAGCUAUCCUCAAACGGACGUGUUCCUGAUCUGCUUCAGCGUCGUCUCGCCGUCCUCGUUAGACAACGUGCUGCUGAAGUGGUACCCCGAGAUCCACCACCACUGCCCGGCGAGCCCCAUCAUCCUGGUGGGGACCAAGAUCGACCUGCGCGAGGACCGCGCUGUGUUGGACUCCCUGGCGGACACGGGCCACGCCCCGGUGCGCCGCGAGCAGGGCCUGAAGGUGGCCCACAAGAUCCGCGCCGUCCGCUACCUGGAGUGCUCGGCCCUGACGCAGAAGGGCCUCAAGCCCGUCUUCGAGGAGGCCGCCCGCGCCGUCCUCUUCCCCAAGCAGUACCGCCCGCGCAAGUACAACUGCACCCUCGUCUGAGCCCCGCCCGCGCCCGCGGGAGGGGACGUUGCCAGGGAUCUCCGCUGUCCGUCGUGCAGGUCCACCUGCCCCGGUAGUCAGUUACGAGGCCAGCCUGCAUGUCUUCGUAUGCUUGCCGGCGAUUCGGAUU
Molecule: messenger RNA, 1416 nt
Organism: Paramacrobiotus metropolitanus
Lineage: Eukaryota; Metazoa; Tardigrada; Eutardigrada; Parachela; Macrobiotidae
Product: ras-related C3 botulinum toxin substrate 2-like
Exons: 4
Coding region: 762-1286 (174 amino acids)
Biological process (GO): small GTPase-mediated signal transduction
Molecular function (GO): GTPase activity; GTP binding
Source: RefSeq, a predicted model, not a curated record